UUGCGAGCGUCUUUCACAUUUUCAUUGUCAUUGCCUCGUCCACGGAGCACACGCGAAAGAUCCUCAAUAGCCCCAUGUACACCGAGCCCUGCCUCGUGGCGUCAGCCAAAAAGAUUCUGUGCGCCGACAAUUGGUGAGCUGAGCUGAGCUUGAUGCGAGAUACAUCUGCGACUGCACUGAAUGCUCAUUUUAAACCGGGGCCGCCCAUCGCAAUCGCGCUCGGAUCCUCUUUUGUUUUCUUCCCGUAGGGUUUUCCUCAACGGCAAGCCGCACGUCGACUUCCGCAAGGGCCUCAACACUCUCUUCACGCGCAAUGCCCUGUCCAUGUACCUGGGCAUCCAGGAGAACAUCUACAAGCGUCAUUUUGCCGCAUGGAUGGCCGACCCGGAUCCCCAGGCAAAGGAAUACAUGAUGCCGUUCCGUGACCUCAACAUGGAGACGUCGUUGCGCGUGUUCUGCGGCGACUACAUCUCUGAGAAGGGCCAAAAGGACAUCUCGGACCACUACUGGCUCAUCACCCUCGCACUUCAGCUCGUUAACUUCCCUUUUGCUCUGCCGGGCACCAAGGUAUACAAUGCCAUCAAGGCGCGCAAGAUGACAAUCAAGUGGUUCGAACACGCCUCGGCCGAAAGCAAGAAGCGCAUGGCCGCCGGCGGUGAGCCCAACUGCCUCAUCGAUGGAUGGAUCAAGGCCAUGCAGGAUGCGCGCGCCGAGAGGGAGAACCCGGACCUGGGCUCGGACGCGAGGAGAACCCUGGUGCGAGACUUUUCCGAUCGCGAAAUCGCCCUUGCCGUGCUCUCUUUCCUCUUUGCCAGCCAGGAUGCCAUGUCUUCGGGCCUCACGUACCUCUUCCAGCACGUUGCCGACCAACCGGAGCUGCUGCGAAAGGUGCGCGAGGAGCAGUACCGUCUCCGAGGCGGUCAGCUCGAUGCACCCAUCACCCUCGACCUCAUCGACCAAAUGGAGUACACGCGCAACGUCGUCAAGGAGAGCCUGCGGAUCAAGCCGCCGGUCAUCAUGGUCCCCUACACAGCACACAAGGCUUUCAAGAUCGACGACAACUACACUGUGCCAAAGGGCACCAUGGUCAUUCCCUCGUUCUGGAACUCGCUCCACGAUCCCCAGGCCUACCCAGACCCCGACAAGAUCAUCCCAGAGCGAUGGAUGCAGGGCCCUGAUUCGCCGGCGCAGCAGCACCCGAGGAAUUGGCUCGUGUUCGGAAGUGGACCCCACUACUGCAUCGGCCAGCAAUAUGCACUGAUGCACCUGACGGCCGUCCUGGCCGCUGCGAGCAUCUCGAUGAACUGGAAGCACGAAAUCACGCCCACGUCCAACAAGGUCCGCGUCAUUGCCGGCAUUUUCCCAGAGGACGGCGCCCGAAUGAAGUUCUCCCCGCGCCCCGCUCCCUCACCCACUGCCACACCCGAGGAGGCUGCUGCCGCGUGAAAGUCUCCCCCGGCCCAUCUCACCCUUCCCUCUUUUCCUUUUCGGAGCUUUUCAUUUCUCUCACAGAGCCACACCUUAGUAGAGUUCUUGCAAGCGUCGUGGUCAUCUCAUCUCUUUUCUUUUCUUUGUUGCUUUCUCUCUUCUGGAAACCCUAGUUUCUUUCUUUUUUUGACUACCUGUUCUUCACUUCCCCAUGUCCCCCCUGCUCGACUAUUUGAGCAGUCGAGCGAAAUAUAACCAAUAAUAGUCUCAACAUCAACC
Acaromyces ingoldii is the source of this 1707-nucleotide messenger RNA. RefSeq names its product cytochrome P450. The record is from RefSeq and is a predicted model, not a curated record. Gene Ontology annotation, molecular function: heme binding; oxidoreductase activity, acting on paired donors, with incorporation or reduction of molecular oxygen; monooxygenase activity. NCBI's taxonomy places the organism in Eukaryota, Fungi, Basidiomycota, Exobasidiomycetes, Exobasidiales, Cryptobasidiaceae. The transcript has 2 exons. Bases 181 to 1446 code for a protein of 421 amino acids. Gene Ontology annotation, biological process: sterol metabolic process.